AUGAUGCAACCUCAAAUUAAUUUCAUCAUUGAUCAGGAUGAAUCGGAAAAUACGAAACCAGCAGGGUACAAAUUUUGGUGUUGUCAAUGUACCAGAAAUGAAAUAAAUGAUGUUGCACGAAUCAAUAAUAAUUCAUCAUUAUCCAAUGGUAUUGUGGUUACCCAGCAACCACUUCCCAGCAAUCAAAGUAAUUGUGGUCACAAUAAUUUAAGCUUUUCCAAUUAUGCCUCUGAAAUCAAAAAUGCUUUCAGCGAGGAAAAGCACGAAUUAGACGAUGACAGUGAAAUGAAAUUCAAAAUGAAAAGGUUGAAAGAAGAGAGUAUCAAUAUAACAAGUGUUGUACUGGAUAAUCUUAUCAGUGAAGCAAAAAAAAUAGAUCCAACUGAAGAGCAAACAAAAACUGAACAAGCGCAAACGAAAAAAUUUUCCACUCAACAAAAUUUGACUGAAAAUGUUUGUAAUAUGGAUGAUAUUGUUUUCUCGGAUAUUGAUGGAGAAGAUCAAUGGAAAUCAAUGCCUGAAAGUGAACAAAUAACAAGGAUUGGUAGCGAUCAUCAUAAAGAGCAAGUUAUACAUGAUAACUGUGAUAAUGAAGAAAUCAGAAAAAUAAGUAAUAUAUCAGAUGCUUUUAGUAUUUCUGAACAAACUUCAAAAAUAGAAUUAUUUGAAGAAAAUUCCAGCCAGAUUAAAAAUGCAAAAAUUCAACUAAAUGAAGUGGAUUUUUUGAAUAAUAUUAAUGAAGCUGAUAAUUCUGGCGAAGAUGUCGACAAUUUUAGCAAUUCCAUAAAAAAUUUAACCAGUUUUACUAACCGAAAACUAUCAGCAAACACGAGCAAAAGCAAUUAUCUCUCAAUGAUUUGCAUUCCGGAUGAUGAUCUUAUACUAAAGAAAGAAAAUUCUCAAAAUAUUUCAAUGGAAAUUGGGCUCAAAAAUACCUCAAUAUCAGAACAUGACGCUGAAACAGUCAUACGAUCCAAUAAAAUGUAUGCUAAUGAUAUGUCAAGUUCAUCAUCAAGUGAUAACGAUGAAAUGCCCGAAAUUAUCAUGUCAAACAAAAAUACCGCAAAAGUUCUCAAUCUUCCGGUGGAAUCCAGAAAGAUUGAUACGGUAACAAUGAGACACACGUCGUAUACGAGUGAUGAGAAUGUAUCAGAAAAUAAUGAUAAUGUUAAAAUGUUUGCCGAUGAUUAA
Molecule: messenger RNA, 1191 nt
Organism: Brugia malayi
Lineage: Eukaryota; Metazoa; Nematoda; Chromadorea; Rhabditida; Onchocercidae
Product: astacin protease 28, putative
Exons: 6
Coding region: 1-1191 (396 amino acids)
Source: RefSeq, a predicted model, not a curated record